AUGACGCAGAGCUUUUCAGCCGACAGCAUUGUUUUGCCUCGAGACUCAAACCAGGCUCUCGGCAUUGCGCAGUUCGCCAUAGACUUCUUGGGCGGAAAGUACGGGGAUAAUGUCGACGAGAACGUCUACGAGAAAGUUCGCCUGUUCCACACGGACAGCGUCCUUUGCGGCGUUUCCGCACUGGCGCUCAAAACGAAUGCGCCGACCAUUCUGAGGGAAGAGGCUCUCGAUUACCCCUGCGCCUGCGGCGCACGCGUCUUCGGCAGUCUGACACGGUCACAACCCGAAAAGGUCGUCGCAGCGAACUGCGCAGCGGUGCGAGAGUGGGACAGCAACGGCACUGUCUUUGGCUUCAAUCCAAAGUUGAAGGGACACCAAGCAGGAGAAUUCGGACACAACGACUUCUACCCUGUCGUCAUCGCCGCUGCCCAGGCUGGUGCCGAAAACGUCGACGGCCGAAAGGCUCUCCGGGCGAUGCUGUGCCUGGACGAGAUCCGCGGGCGUCUCGCGGAAGUCUUCAGCCUGAAAUCGUUCAAAAUUGACCACGUGGUCUACGGAGCGGUCGCCUCGGCUGCCGUCUACGGCGCCCUUCUGGGAGCGUCCGCCGAGCAAAUUGAAUCCGCCAUCGGCUUGUCAGUCGCCCACUACAUUCCCUGGAGAGCGAUUCGAGCCGGCAAGCAGCUCAGCGACUCGAAGGGGAGCUCGGCGGCUCUCGCCGCAGAGGCUGCCGUCCUCAGCAUGCGCCGAGCGAUCAAGGGCUUUGUCGGACCGCGAGAUAUCUUCCGAAAUCCAGAGGCUGUCUUCAGAUGGAAUGUGAAAACGGACGGAGAGUCGCCCUUCGACCUCGUCCUCACGCACUCCGGAAAAGAUUUCGCCGUUUCGCGCAUGCAUUUCAAGCUUGGGCUGUACGAACACCAGUCGGCAGGAGCCCUCGAGGGUCUUAUUCGGUUGCUGGUCGCGCAUCCCGUGAUCUCUCGCGAGCCGAACCGCAUCCAGGCAAUCUCUGUAACCGCGUACGAGCCUGCCUUCAGCAUCAUCGGAGACGUUGCCAAGCGAGACCCUCGGACUCGGCAGUCUGCCGACCACUCCAUGGUGUGUACGUACACUGCAAGUAGAGUGGUGUAUGCCGAAUCGCAGGAGGCAGGCAAGGCGGGUUCUGACGUCACGACGUUCCUCUGGACAGACGAGGCACUAGAGUAA
Neospora caninum is the source of this 1200-nucleotide messenger RNA. Its product is annotated as putative MmgE/PrpD family domain containing protein. Gene Ontology annotation, molecular function: lyase activity. The coding region runs from base 1 to 1200 and encodes 399 amino acids. The record is from RefSeq and is a predicted model, not a curated record. Lineage: Eukaryota; Apicomplexa; Conoidasida; Eucoccidiorida; Sarcocystidae. The transcript is spliced from 10 exons.